Messenger RNA from Sceloporus undulatus (fence lizard), 1422 nucleotides. Its product is annotated as developmental pluripotency-associated protein 2-like. Bases 185 to 1174 code for a protein of 329 amino acids. Lineage: Eukaryota; Metazoa; Chordata; Lepidosauria; Squamata; Phrynosomatidae. The record is from RefSeq and is a predicted model, not a curated record. The transcript has 9 exons. Gene Ontology annotation, molecular function: chromatin binding. Gene Ontology annotation, biological process: system development. Gene Ontology annotation, cellular component: nucleus.
CCUCUUGACUCGACAGCGGCAGAGUGAGGUUCUUUUGCCUAUGAAUGACGCCUCUUCGCUAGCGUUCCUGGUGCGCCUGCGCAGAACGGUCUGGAACGCACAGAGUGAGCCUGAGCGCGUACUUUGAAAACGAAAGUCUUCUUGCAGCUGCUGUGGGUCCCUUCCAACCAACAGAGUUCUCAGAAUGCCACGACAAGGCCGCAAAGUAGCCAAAUCUGUUUCCACCCCUCCUCAAUGUACACCAGCCAAUGGAUCUUCAUGUCAGCUACCACAAAAGACAACUUCAGUGGACUACCAUGUCUUAAAAAGGGCCCAGUUGCAACAACAGUGUAAGAAGUUGGGAAUUCGUGCCACAGGAAAGAAUGCUGAACUUGUAGAAAGGUUGAAAGCCUUUCACAAAGAACCUCUGCUGGAAACAGGAAAUGGCGAAGAAGAAAAUACAAAGAAGAAUGAAGAGCAAGGCCAAAAAACCCAGCAGGGCUCUUGUAUUCCUACUGCUACCACCUAUCGCUUCUGUACCAAGUCUGGACCGAAUUCAGCUGUGGCUCCUCAUGAAAGUAAAAAAGGCACCAAAAAGGCUCCACCUGCAGUCACUCAUGUGGAUCUGGUCAACGAAAUAAAAACUGAGCCCUCUGAAGAGAAAACAGACCUCGUCCGUGGGUGGUGCGUAGUCCAUGGAAUGAUACUCUACCGCCCAGCAUCCAGUUGGUCUCCUUUGUUGCUCCGUGGUGGCAUGGUCUGUGUCCAAGAUGGAGAGAACAUUGUCCCCUUUCACCUACCUCCACUAAACAUCUCUGUUCCUGAUGGCUUGUCAGAUAACUAUGUCUGUCAGGACUGCGUGCUGAGGAAUCAAGAAAAGCCAAAGAGAUGUCUCUUGUGCCAGCAAAUACCCAGAAAAGGUAGUCGGGUUUCCUUACCCAAGAUUGACUUAACGAACGUGACCGCUCCUCUGGAUAGCAGAUCUCGGCCUUCACUCCUUGAAACCAGCAUCUCCAAAGAUAGGAGAAGGACCAGAGAAAUUAGGAAACUCUACCAGGCCCAAGAGGACCAGGCUUAUGCUCAGCGGGUGGAUGGGCUCCUUUCCCAGAUGGCCCGUGGUGAACUUGGUAUGGACCUAGCUCUGCGUCCCCUUCAGCCCCUGGUUGUCCAUUCCCCAGCUCCUUUUGAGAGAUAAGUGUAUGUAGAAGAUGGGCAAGAACUGAUGAAAUGCCAGCGAAGGACAAUCUAACAGAAACACUUUCUUGUAGCCUAAUAUUUGUACGCACUACGAAGGACAAUCUAACAGAAACACUUUCUUUUAGCCUAAUAUUUGCACACACUCUUUCAGGAUGUUCUUUUUCGCCUUUUAAUUGUCAGUUGUAAUAAAAAGGUCCUUGAAAAUAAAUUGUGGAACUUUUCUGCCAUCACAGUCUGAAAUGAGAU